Molecule: messenger RNA, 551 nt
Organism: Centruroides sculpturatus (bark scorpion)
Lineage: Eukaryota; Metazoa; Arthropoda; Arachnida; Scorpiones; Buthidae
Exons: 6
Coding region: 93-497 (134 amino acids)
Source: RefSeq, a predicted model, not a curated record
GACACAUUACGCGUAACUUUUAGCUUUAAAAUGAAGCGAUUUCAGGUCGUUUGACUAACUAUUCACUGUUGAAAGUAAAAAACGAAGUCACUAUGAUGAAAGGAAUGUUCUCCACUUUUAUUUUAUCCUUCGUGUUGAUGAUGGUAUGGAGUGUCCGCGCCGAUACGACUAAUAGACCAUCUUAUAUUAACCAGUACUGCAGUGUAAAUUAUCUUGACUGUUUUGGCAAAUGUUUUAAUAAUACCGUUAGUGCAGAGAAUCUGAAUAUCUUUUACAAUUGCCUUCGGGAUCAAACCUCUACAACAGGAUCAGAAGGAAUAAAACAGUUUCUAUGUGAAACUGUCACAAAUGAGCAGUUAAAAGAAUUUCAUAAAUGUAUACACUACGACAAUCUUCAAUCAGUUUUCUCUCGACAAUUUGAGUGUUGCAUUCAAAGUUGUUUUCCACUUCUCGUUGUUUACCCAUUUGUCGUUUAUAUUUGUCGUUUUAUAAGUUAACAUUUUGGAUUUUUGUUAACUGCUUUUCAGCGAAAUUUUACGUAUUUUAACGAA